Molecule: messenger RNA, 997 nt
Organism: Peromyscus eremicus (cactus mouse)
Lineage: Eukaryota; Metazoa; Chordata; Mammalia; Rodentia; Cricetidae
Gene: Exosc3
Product: exosome component 3
Exons: 4
Coding region: 20-856 (278 amino acids)
Biological process (GO): exonucleolytic trimming to generate mature 3'-end of 5.8S rRNA from tricistronic rRNA transcript (SSU-rRNA, 5.8S rRNA, LSU-rRNA); TRAMP-dependent tRNA surveillance pathway; nuclear polyadenylation-dependent rRNA catabolic process
Cellular component (GO): cytoplasmic exosome (RNase complex); nuclear exosome (RNase complex)
Molecular function (GO): RNA binding
Source: RefSeq, a predicted model, not a curated record
UAGGAUACCGGAAGCUGCGAUGUCUCCGGCUAUGGCCGAAGUACCAUCGGUUGCGGCGGCAUCCGUGGCCGGCUGCCGGGCGCGGGUAGCGCACCAUGUGCUGAAUCAGGUGGUUCUCCCUGGGGAGGAGCUGGUGCUGCCGGAGCACGAGGACGUGGACGGCCUUGGCGGCGCCGGGGAGCAGCCAUUACGUCUGAAUGCGGGGGCGCGUCCGCGGCUGCGCGUAGUGUGUGGCCCGGGUUUGCGACGCUGCGGGGACCGCCUGCUGGUCACCAAGUGUGGCCGCCUGCGUCAUAAGGAGCCCGGAGGCGGCGGCGGUGGCAUUUACUGGGUGGACUCUCAACAGAAGCGGUAUGUACCAGUGAAAGGAGACCAUGUGAUUGGCAUAGUGAUCGCUAAAUCUGGAGAUAUAUUCAAAGUUGAUGUUGGAGGGAGUGAGCCGGCUUCUUUGUCUUACCUGGCAUUUGAAGGAGCAACUAAAAGAAACAGACCAAAUGUGCAGGUUGGAGAUCUCAUCUAUGGCCAGUGUGUGGUUGCUAAUAAAGACAUGGAACCAGAAAUGGUCUGUAUUGACAGCUGUGGACGGGCCAAUGGAAUGGGUGUGAUUGGACAGGACGGUCUGCUCUUCAAAGUGACUUUGGGCUUAAUUAGAAAGCUAUUAGCUCCAGAUUGUGAAAUUGUGCAGGAACUGGGAAAACUCUAUCCGUUGGAGAUUGUGUUUGGAAUGAAUGGAAGAAUAUGGGUCAAGGCAAAAACCAUUCAGCAGACUUUGAUUUUGGCAAAUGUCUUAGAAGCUUGUGAACACAUGACAACAGAUCAAAGAAAACAGAUCUUUGCCAGAUUGGCAGAAAGUUGACACGAACAUCUCUUUAAUGGCUCAUUUUAGUCAAGAGUGAGUUUCUUGGGGAAAUCUUUUUUUUCAGAUGAACCUCUUUCUAUCAGAUCUUCAGAAGAUGCAUAUUAUCUUUCUAGAAUCCAAUAAAAUAUUUUUAUAAGA